GCUAGUCUGCCCAUCAUCAUCAUUCUCUCAUCGUCGGGGUCUGGCUGGGAUAGCAGAAAUUGCUGGUUGUUGUAUUUGCGUCGGAACUAUCAAAGCUCAAUCGCUUUGGCUGAAGGAUGUGGGAUUAAAAGAGAAUAAAAGGUCAAAAUACCUCCCUGGAUUUAAUUUGUUCCACGAUACUGUCUCUGCUUCGAAAUGUCGGGGAAAAUAGAGAGUAAACCAGACUCCCAACGCUCCCAUUUGUCUUCCUUCACCAUGAAGCUUAUGGACAAGUUCCACUCUCCCAAAAUCAAAAGGACACCCUCAAAGAAAGUCAGUAAGCCGCCUUUAGAACAUGGUGUCAAGACUGCGGAGAAACCUGCUAACAAGAGUCUGAGUCGGUUAGAGGAGCAAGAGAAAGACGUGGUCAGUGCCUUGCGUUACUUCAAGACCAUCAUUGACAAGAUGGCGGUGGACAAGAAGGUGCUGGAGAUGUUACCAGGCUCUGCCAGUAAGGUCCUGGAGGCCAUCCUGCCUUUAGUCCAAGUGGACGCAAGGAUCCAGCACAGCUCGGGGGUGUCCUCCUGUCUGAACCGUGUGUACCAGAGUCUGGGCAAUCUCAUCCGUUGGUCUGACCAGGUCAUGCUGGAGGGGGUCAACCUGGAGGAUAAAGAAACCAUCGUUACCGUCACCACUGUGAUCAAGGCAGUGCUUGAUGGUGUUAAGGAGCUAGUGAAACUGACCAUAGAGAAACAGGAGCAUCCUUCCCCCACGUCUCCUGUCAAACCAGUGCCAGUGGCGUCCCCACCCGAGAGUGCUGCUGAGCUGCCUGCCAAUGAGAAGGAGAGUCUGGACAAGAGCUCAGCCACAUCCCAAUCUAUGGAAGUCCUGACUGAACCCACUGGAGAGGAGGAGGAGGAGGGGGUGGUGGCCCCGCCAAAACCCCCUCUCCCUGGCCUCAAGAUGGCUGAACACAAUCCUCCUGCUCUCCCUCCAAAGAAGCGCCAGUCUGCCCCCUCCCCCACCCGGGUGGCAGUAGUGGCCCCCAUGAGCCGCGCCACCAGUGGCUCCAGUCUUCCCAUGGGCAUCGGCCUCCACAAACAGGAGUACGAGGUGGAUGCUCUGCAUCGGCGCUUCUCUGGGGGCAGCCAUUACUACGGAGGGGAGUCGCCGCGCAUAUCCCCCUGCAAUAGCAUGGGCAAGCUGAGCAAGUCCGACGAGCAGCUGUCCUGGACAAUGGACAGUGGGCAGUGCUCACGCAACACCAGCAGUGAGGCUCUGGACACCACAGACCACUACGACCCGGACUACGACUUCCUGCACCAGGACCUGUCCAGCCUGGAGCAGAUGACUCCUGUGCCAGUGGGAGCGUGCCUCAGCCCCCUGCCUGAGUCCCACAGCGAGUCUUCCUCCCCCUGCCCUGGCCCCGGUCCGCCGCUGGCACAGCCCCACUUCAGCCCCCUCCAGGGCUGCUCCGUGUCCCCCCUCUACUCCCGCAUGACUUACGCCCUGCCGCCCCCUGCCCUGCCGGAAAAGAAGCGCCGAGGUGGCGCCUGCUCGGGCUUUUCCGACGGCUCCUACUCUGGCUCCUCCUGGUGCGUUUCUUUUGAGCGCCACCCAUCCCAAUACGACAACCUCAUGGAGGAGGACCUACCGCCUGUGCCCCCCUUCCCCCUGUUCACGCCCGACAUCUCGCCCCUGUGCCACGCCGCCGGGGGGUUUGUGUCCGAGUUCAGCAGCAGCGAGACGACAGACGUACCUCAGAGUCCACCGCCACUCCCUGAGAAGAAGAGCCGUCACAUACUGAAGUACAUGCAGUUUGUGGAAGACUACUCGGAGCCCCAGCCCUCGGUUUUCUACCAGAUGCCACAGAGCAACAGCAUCUAUGAGCAACGCAACAAGCGCUUCCAGGAAGUCUACGGCUUCAACGACUCGUUUAGCAGCAGCGACUCUGUCCACGAGCCCCUCCCACCCCCGGCACUGCCACCCAAACAGAGGCAGCUGGCCUCCCACUCUGCCUCUUCCUCGUCCUCUUCCUCGUCCUCUCUCUCCUGCCACCUUCAGCAGUCGCAGGCUGCAGUGGUGGUGGAGGAGGAGACGGGGGCUGCUCUCAGCAUGUCAGUCUCUAACUCCUCCCUGAACACCCCCAUGCAUAAGACAGUUCUCCGGUCCUAUUCUCAGGACUUUGCGCCUCUCUGCCAAUCUUCCAUUCCAUAUCUUCUCUCAUCUGUCUCUUCCCACUCUGCCAUUGUCCACCAAUCACAGAGCAUGGACCUAGCGGCCCCGGGCAGUGGCAGCCCUGACCCUGUGCUGGUGGCCAACGGCUCUCUGGACAGCUCUGGUGGCUCUCUUGCUAUCUGUCUUCUCACUGACUCUUCUUUCUCUGACACUCGUCAAACCUCUUUGAGCGAAAGCGCUAACGAGGAAGGCGGGGAGGGAGAGUACGUUAAUCUGUACACAUCCAGCCAAGCCAACGGAGAUGGGCUCUCCCGCCGAGACUCGUCUGCCAUAGAUGACUCACUGGAGGACACUGCCUCAGAGAACCCACUGUGCAAUAACAAGGACAUGUCCGAUGACCGCCGAAGACAAAAGUCCUCUGAAGAUGGGCAGAGUAGUGAGGAGACGGAUGAGCUUUCCCUCAUCGAUCACAUGGAGAUCAUGUCCCGGUUAACGCUAAAGCAGGAGAACGACGACGGUCCAGAUGUCCGAGCCGGAUCGGGGGAUAUUUUAUUAGUCCACGCCACAGAAACGGACCGCAAAGAUCUUGUCUUGUACUGUGAGGCUUUCCUGACGACGUACAGAACGUUCAUAACCCCAGAGGACCUUAUCAAAAAGCUGCACUACAGAUACACCAGGUUUUGUCACUGCCCAGAUACCUUCAAGAAGAAAGUCAGCAAAAACACCUUCUUUGUUCUCGUCCGUGUGGUGGACGAGCUGUGUCUGGUGGAGAUGACGGAGGACAUCCUGAUGCAGCUGAUGGACUUGGUGUUCAGGCUGGUGUGUAACGGUGAGCUGAGCCUGGCCCGCGUGCUCCGCACAAACAUCCUGGACAAGGUGGAGCAGAGGAAGCUGCUGCGCUACACCUACUCCCUCAAACCACUGGCCGCAAGAGGUGUCGCUGCCAGACCUGGAACCCUGCACGACUUCCGAAGUCAUGAGAUCGCCGACCAGCUAACUCUCCUGGAUGCAGAGCUCUUCUACAAAAUUGAGAUCCCUGAGGUGUUGCUUUGGGCUAAGGAGCAGAACGAGGAGAAGAGUGCCAACCUCACACAGUUCACAGAGCACUUUAACAACAUGUCCUACUGGGUACGCUCCAUAAUCAUUCUGCAAGAGAAAGCCCAGGACCGAGAAAAGCUCCUCCUCAAAUUUAUCAAAAUAAUGAAGCACUUACGGAAGCUAAAUAAUUUCAACUCAUAUUUGGCAAUAUUAUCUGCCUUGGAUUCAGCUCCCAUCCGAAGACUGGAGUGGCAGAAAACAACCUCAGAGGGCCUAGAGGAAUACUGCACGUUAAUAGACAGUUCCUCGUCGUUCCGGGUCUACCGAGCGGCACUGGCAGACGUGGAGCCCCCAUGUAUACCAUAUUUGGGUCUUAUCCUCCAGGAUUUGACCUUUGUCCAUCUGGGCAACCCUGAUCAAAUCAACGGGAAGGUCAACUUCUCCAAGCGCUGGCAGCAGUUCAACAUCCUGGACAGCAUGAGGCGCUUCCAGCAGGUGCAUUAUGAUCUGAAACACAAUGACGAUAUUGUCUCCUUCUUCAACGACUUCAGCGACCACCUGGCAGAGGAGGCUCUGUGGGAGCUGUCUCUAAAGAUCAAACCUCGGAACAUUACGCGGCGCAAAACAGAGCGCGAAGAGAAGACAUAGCAACAUGUCCCACUGUAUUGGGCCUUGGGUCAUUUUACAAACUCUUCAUGAUUACAAGAGACUACAAACGAGAACUGUGAAGGCAGCUGAAAGAAUGGGAUGUUUUUUUGUUAGUAGUUUACAGGACCUCUCCGACUUAGGAUUCUCUGUUGUGGAUUGCACUGGGUCUCAGUCCGUGUGUGAGCAAAGCCAGUGGGAUAGACACUGUGCAGAGCACAAAGUGUUGGGAGGCUCGCAAAAAGAUUCCUCAUGUUCACCGUUGUCGCCAACUCCAUCCACCCAAUGCCAUAUUAUGGGUAUAGUCCAAGCAUUUCAGGAUCUCACAACCAGAGACGUUGUCCUGACUAAAACCAUAUCAUACUGAUGUGUGCCAUGGGAAACACCACUGUGUCAUUCAGUUUCGGCUUCUUUUUUUAAAUACGGGACACCAGCCCUUUUUUUGAUGACAAAAACUGGGAUGCCAUAAUGCCUGACAUGGCAGAGAACCGCUGUUGGUGGUGCAGAACUUUGAGGCAAAUACCUCAAAUCACCCGGGUCUGCUUCAAGACUACUGGUGGUAAAGUUAUUACUGAUGCACACAAGACUGAAUUUUGUAGUUCAAGGAAGUGUUGUAUGAUACUGUUUGACUGAUGCAAUUCAGUUUUCCUUUUGUUCUUGAAAAGGAUGUGAAAAGGAUACUUCAGAAAUGGGGAGAAGUGAUAUGAAGUUUAUAUACAGUACCAGUCAAAAGUUUGGACACCUACUCAUUCAAAUGUUUUUAUUUGUACUAUUUUCUACAUUGUAGAAUAAUAGUGAAGACUUAAACUAUAAAAUAACAAAAAAAAAAGUUUUACCUUUAUUUAACUAGGCAAGUCGGUUAAGAACAAUUUCUUAUUUACAAUGACUGCCUACCCUGGCCAAACCCGAACGAUGCUCCCAAUCACGGCCGGAUGUGAUACAGCCUGGAUUCAAACCAGGGAUUGUAGUGAUGCCUCUUGCACUGAGAUGCAGUGCCUUAGACCGCUGUCCCACUCAGAUCCCACAUAUGGAAUCAUGUAGUAACCAAAAGAAAAGUGUUAAACAUGUCAAAAUAUAUUUGAGAUUUGAGAUUUUUCAAAGUAGUGACCCUUUGCCUUGAUGACAACUUUGUACACUCUUGGCAUUCUCUCAACCAGCUUCAUGAGGUAGUCACCAUUUCAAUUAACAGGUGUGCCUUGAUAAAAGUUAAUUUGUGGAAUUUCUAUCCUUAAUGUGUUUGAGCCAAUCAGUUGUGUUGUGACAUGGUAGGGGUGGUAUACAGAAAAUAGCCGUAUUUGGUAAAAGACGAAGUCCAUAUUAUGGCAAAAACAGCUCAAAUAAACAAAGAGAAACGACAGUCCAUCGUUACUUUAAGACAUGAAGGUCAGUCAAUCCGGAAAAUGUCAAGAACUUUGAAAGUUUCUUCAAAUGCAGUCACAAAAACCAUCAAGCACUAGGAUGAAACUGACUCUCAUGAGGACCGCCACAGGAAAGAACACCCAGAGAGCUACCUCUGCUGCAGAGGAUAAGUUCAUUAGAGUUAACAGAGGAGACUGCGUGAAUCAGGCCUUCAUGGUCAAAUUGCUGAAAAGAACCCAGUACUAAAGGACACCAAUAAGAAGAGACUUGCUUGGGCCAAGAAACACGAGCAAUGGUGGAAAUACAUCCUUUGGUCUGAUGAGUCCAAAUUUGAGAUUUUUGGUUCCAACCGCCUUGUCUUUGUGAGAUGCAGAGUAGGUGAACGGAUGAUCUCCGCGGUUCCCACCGUGAAGCAUGGAGGAGGAGAUGUGAUGGUGCUUUGCUGGUGACACUGUCAGUGAUUUAUUUAGAAUUCAAGGCACACUUAACCAGCAUGGCUACCACAGCAUUCUGCAGUGAUACGCCAUCCCAUCUGGUUUGCGGUUAGUUGGGACUAUCAUUUGUUUUUCAACAGGAUAAUGACCCAACACACCUCCAGGCUGUGUAAAGGCUAUUUUACCAAGAAGGAGAGUGAUAGAGUGCCGCAUCAGAUGACCUAGCCUCCACAAUCACCUGACCUCAACCCAAUUGAGAUGGUUUGGGAUGAGUUGGAAAAGCAGCCAACAAGUGCUCAGCAUAUGUGGGAACUCCUUUAAGGCUGUUGGAAAAGCUCAUUGAGAGAAUGCCAAGUGUGUGAAAAUCUGUCAUAAAUGCAAAGAGUAGCUACUUUGAAGAAUUGUUUAACACUUUUUUGGUUACUACAUUAUUCCAUAUGUGUUAUUUCAUAGUUUUGAUGUCUUGUUCUACAAUGUACAAAAUAGUCAAAAUAAAGAAAAACCCUUGAAUGAGAAGGUGUCCAAACAUUUGACUUGUAUACUGUAUGUGCACUUAAGAAUCGAACGAACACCUCACGAGUGGCGCAAGGCACUACAUCGCAAUGCUUGAGGCGUCACUACAGACCCGGGUUGGAUCCCAGGCUGUGUCACAACCAGCUGUGACCAGGAGUCCCGCAGUUGGCCCAGCGUUGUCCGGGUUAGGGGAGGGGCUUUACUUGUCUCAUCGCGCUCUAGCAACUCCUUGUGGCGGGUCGGGUGCCUGCAGGCUGAUUUCGGUCAUCAGUUGAACAACGUUUCCUCCGACACAUUGGUGCAGUUGGCUUCAGGGUUAAGCGGGCGGGUGUUAAGAAGCGCAGUUUGGCGGGUCAUGUUUCGGAGGACGCAUGACCUGACCUUCGCCUCUCCUGAGCCCGUUGGAGAGUUGCAGCAAUGAGACAAGAUCGCAAUUGGAUAUCACAAAAUUGAGGUGAAAAGGGGGAUAAAACAUUCAUGAACAAAAAAGUGAUGUGAUUUGUGUCAAGGGAUCUAUGCAUAGCAGUGAACAUUACAGCAAUCAUAAGUGGACCUUAGACUUGAUAUGGACCUUAGACUUGAUAUGGACAUGCUUGCCUAUCUCAAAGACUGAGGGACCCCUCAAUGCCAAAUGAAGCCCUUUCUAGCGCAAAUACAAGAUGGCACAUUAUCCCUUGACAGAAUCAGACCACAGAUCCCUGUGCAAGUAAAUAAAACCUGCAGUAUUUCUA
This is a messenger RNA of Salvelinus fontinalis (brook trout), 6877 nucleotides long. RefSeq names its product Rap guanine nucleotide exchange factor (GEF) 1a (gene rapgef1a). Gene Ontology annotation, molecular function: guanyl-nucleotide exchange factor activity. The coding region runs from base 196 to 3843 and encodes 1215 amino acids. Gene Ontology annotation, cellular component: plasma membrane. The transcript is spliced from 26 exons. The record is from RefSeq and is a predicted model, not a curated record. NCBI's taxonomy places the organism in Eukaryota, Metazoa, Chordata, Actinopteri, Salmoniformes, Salmonidae. Gene Ontology annotation, biological process: Ras protein signal transduction; positive regulation of GTPase activity.